AUGGAGACACCCGAAGUAGAGUCCAAGUUGGAGGAACAGCAGUUUUGGGAUGAACUGGACAUCAUUCUGAGUACACCAUGUCCGACUCAGCACCAAAUCGAUGUACAAUUACGAUCCUAUCUUCAACUCAUAUCAACUUAUCGAGAUGAUUAUCUUCAAUCCGAAUAUGACAUGGUCAAGUGUGGAUUUCGACUCAUCGAUUCGAAGGAACCUUCGAAUUCAGCAAGGCUUCAUGUUAUAACUGCUACCCUCCUCUACGAUGGAAUCGACAAUCCGAAAACAUUCGAACUCAUGUUGGAGCAGAACGCCUUCGCGAGACUUAUCGAUCUGAUUUGGAAAGAUGUCGCCAGGUUAAACUUUGGUUUCCACAAACUUUUACUAGAGGUCUUCUACGAAAUGUGUCGGAUUCAAAAGUUGAGGAGCCAAGAUUUGGAAAUACUCCAAGAUGACUUUAUAAAACACCUUCUAGAACAAGUUGAAGAGGGUGGGGGCGAUCCAGACGACCCGUAUAAUUAUGCCAUUGUCAAAGUAUUGCUCGUACUAAAUGAACAAUACAUGCUCUCUGAACUCGGGAUGCGGGAAGAAGGACCUCCUCCUACGAACAGGGUUGUCAAAGUUCUCUCUUUUAACGGACCGGAUUUCAAAACAUUUGGAGAGAAUAUUAUCCUCUUACUUAAUCGAGAGACGGAGACCCCCACCCAGUUACUCAUAUUGAAGCUCUUAUUCCUGCUCUUCACAACGAGCAGAACUUACGAAUACUUUUAUACCAAUGACUUAUGCGUUCUCGUCGAUGUCAUGAUACGUAGCUUGGCCGAUUUGCCUGAAGAAGAGAAUACACUGCGACAUAUGUAUCUCCGAGUCUUUCACCCUCUACUUUCACAUACUCAACUUCGCCACCCACCACACUACAAACGUGCCGAGAUUAUAAAACUUCUCAACCAAUUGUCCAAUGUUAAAUCUCAGCACUUCUCGCCUGCGGAUCCGACAACCCUUCGUUUAGUUUCCCGUUGUAACAAAGUCGAUUGGCUCAGUGAUUCACCGAUAGAAGAAACGGCCCAUGAACUUGCAAGGCAGUAUUUAGGAAUGAGUUUACAAGACGUUGGAAGCAGCAUGUCGGUGGUGGAGGUUGCCGCUGUCAAAGAGAAGGCUCAAACAAAACCUGGGUCUAAAAAGAAAGAAAGAGGUGCACCGCCACCCCCUCCACCCGGUAGAGUUCGAGGAGUCUGGGGUGGUUUGGAAAAAGCACUACCACCCCCUGAGGUAAAUGUUGAACCUCCUAAAUGCGAACUUCCUAAAUGCGAGCCCAAGAAAAGCUCGCCUUUGGCCAAUGGUAGUUUGAGAAGAAGAGGACCACCGCCUCCGAUCCCGUCAGCUCGAUCCGUUCAUGCGGUUAAAGUGGGAGUGGCUACUGAUUCCUAA
Orbilia oligospora ATCC 24927 is the source of this 1419-nucleotide messenger RNA. RefSeq lists its product as uncharacterized. The record is from RefSeq and is a predicted model, not a curated record. Gene Ontology annotation, biological process: actin cortical patch assembly; endocytosis; actin cortical patch localization. The coding region runs from base 1 to 1419 and encodes 472 amino acids. Gene Ontology annotation, cellular component: actin cortical patch. Lineage: Eukaryota; Fungi; Ascomycota; Orbiliomycetes; Orbiliales; Orbiliaceae. The transcript has 8 exons. Gene Ontology annotation, molecular function: Arp2/3 complex binding.